UUAUUAUGAUACGUCACUUCCGGCGUGGCCAAAGCGCUCUCUCAGUAAGUUCGUUCAAAACAAGUUAACAUUUAGGAUUUAACUCGUAGAUUAAGAUCAGGAUAAUCCAUUAGUUUUAAUUUAGGUUAUUUUGCCUAGUUAAAGCUAAUCCGAUAGCAUCGCUUCGUUGGCUUUAGGUUUAAAAGGUACGAACGAAUUCCUGUUUAAACUUUUAACAGGAUAGCAGGCUAGCUGUCAGCGGCUUAACUGUUAGCAUUUUAAGUUGUCACUAUAAUUAUUAUUAUUAAUGCAUGCUCUCUAACUCUAAACACAACGAAAGUGUUGUCAGCCCGUCCUCCUGGAUCAUAUGAAUGAUAACAGCUGGGGUCGAUGAACUAGUUGGGAUCAGGUCUCGGCGGAGAGGGCUUUAUUAUAUAUUAUAUAGAUAAUAUUAUUUUUCUCACACCAGCGAUGACGACUAAGCUGACGUUAGAACAACAGAGGAAGAUCGAGGACAAUAGAAAGAAGGCUUUAGAGAUCAGGGCGAGGAGACUGGGUCAUGUGAACCCUGCCAGUCCAAAGUCCUCUGAGCAGGUGUCCUCCAUCAACCAGUCCGCCCAGUGCGCACCCACCGCCAGCCCUGCCUCCAGACUGGGACCACAGCAUCACCCCUUCAUCCCACCUUUUAAAAAAGACUCCAACUUGGGGACCAAAAGUAUUAGUGGUAAACCUUCUGAAAACAUGCCUAGUAUCUCACCUGGUAGCUCAGGUGGUGUGGUCGGAUCUUUCUACAAACCAGUGGCUCAGUCGAACCCAAGCCCCCAGGCGCCCCCCUCUCUCAAAAGUUCAUCUAUGACUGCUGGACCACCCUCCACAAAGCCCUUUGUCUCCACCAGAGGGAAGUGUGUUUCUCACUCAAAGGACCGCUUCAGGGUAGAAGUGGGCUACCAUGCUGAGCUCAUUGCUGUUUUCAAAUCCAUCCAGUCCAAGACUUAUGACCCUGCUACAAAAAUGUGGAACUUCAGUCAGGAGGACUACCGCCAGCUCAUGCAGGACGCGGGGGCCCUUACCUCCGUGUUCCUGAGGCCCCUGGAGGGCAUGGAGGCCCUGGACAUGACGGUGUCCCCCGGCCGGGUCCCCCACGACACGGUGGCCCUGGGGCCCCUGCUGAAGCUGUGCAGCGGCUGGCAGCGGCCGGGGGCCGCGGUGCAGGGACAGUGUGUCCUGGUGUCCCCGGCAAGGUUCGAGGUGGACGUGGGUUACCACGCCGACGUCAUCGCCGCCUUCAAGCAGACGCCGUCCAGAUGUUACGACAUGAACACGAGGAAGUGGAACUUUGCACUGGAGGACUACAGAAGACUCAUGGAGCAGCUGGGAGCCAUAGCGUCCGCGGAGGUGGAGCCUCUGCCCCGGGGGGUGGUCCAGGCCUUCAGGGCCAGGUUCGACGGGACCCUGGUCCGGCCGCUCGGCGUCCCGGAGGCGGACCUCUCGGCCGUCGACCCCUCGCUCACAAGCAGCCUCAUGCCCUUCCAGAGGGAAGGGGUCAACUUUGCAGUCUUCAAGGAGGGCCGCCUGCUUCUGGCCGACGACAUGGGGCUGGGGAAGACUGUGCAGGCCAUCUGCAUAGCAGCCUACUACAGGAAGGAGUGGCCGCUGCUGGUGGUGGCACCCUCCUCCGUCAGGUUCACCUGGGCAGAGGCCUUCCGGCGCUGGCUGCCCUUGCUGGAGGCGGACAGCAUCAACGUGGUGGUGAAGGCCAAGGACGAGCUGCGGGGGGGCCUGGUCACCAUCGUCAGCUACGACCUCCUCAGCAGGAUGGACAAGCAGCAGCAGGCCGCCAAGCCCUUCCAUGUGCUCAUCAUGGACGAGUCCCACUUCCUGAAGAACAUGAAGACGGCCCGCUGUAAAGCAGCGCUGCCUCUGCUCAAGGCGGCCAGGCGGGUGAUCCUGCUGUCCGGGACCCCGGCCAUGUCCAGACCCUCCGAGCUCUAUACCCAGGUGCUUGCAGUCCGGCCCACUCUCUUCCCCCGCUUCCACGAGUUCGGCCUGCGGUACUGCAACGCCAAGCAGCUGACCUGGGGCUGGGACUACUCUGGCUCCUCCCACCUGGGCGAGCUGCGGCUGCUGCUGCAGGAGAGCCUGAUGCUGCGCCGCCUGAAGACAGAGGUGAUGUCCCAGCUGCCGGCCAAGCAGCGCAAGGUGGUGGUGGUGACCAUCGACACGGUCGGCGCCCGCACCAAGGCGGCCCUGGGGGCGGCGGCCAGGGAGCUGGCCAAGCAGCAGUCAAACAAGACCAAGGAGAAGGAAGCCCUGCUCGUCUUCUACAACCACACGGCCGAUGCCAAGAUCCAGGCCAUCACGGAGUACAUCAUGGAUUUACUGGAGUGUGGAAGGGAGAAGUUCCUGGUGUUUGCCCAUCAUAAGACGGUGCUGGACAGCAUCACCGAGGAGCUGGGGAAGAAGAGCGUGCCGUUCAUCCGCAUCGACGGCAGCACCUCAUCGGCCGAGCGCCAUCAGCGGUGUGAGCUCUUCCAGCACGGGACGGGCAGCUGCGUGGCUGUGCUCUCCAUCACCGCAGCCAACAUGGGCAUCACCCUGCACGCCGCCAACCUGGUGGUGUUCGCCGAGCUCUUCUGGAACCCCGGGGUGCUGAUCCAGGCGGAGGACCGGGUACACCGUAUCGGGCAGACCAGCAACGUGGACAUCCACUACCUGGUGGCCAAGGGCACCGCAGACGACCACCUCUGGCCCAUGAUCCAGGAGAAGAUGAACGUCCUGGAGAAGGUCGGUCUGUCGGAGUCCAACCUCUCAGACAAGGCCCUCAGUGCCAGCUUCCACUCCAAGACCACCCAUUGUGUUUGUGGGUCCAGGACCGGCAGCAGAGGACCAUCACAGAGAUGUUUCAGAGGUCCUUCACUGAGGAGGACGGUUGGGACGAGGAGCUGCUGCUGGAGGCGGUGGAGGACUGUGAGGACAGAGCAUCAGAGCCCCCCCCCAGCCUCGAGGACGCCCAGAGCCCCAGCAAGAGGCGGCGUGUCCAACAAUAAUUCAGAUAGAAAUAGAAACACUGGUCGACUGUACCAUGUAUCAUGUCUGUUGGAUUAGUAUAUGUUGUAUAUAAGUAACACAAUAAACUAUAUAUUUUUUAAAAUAA
Molecule: messenger RNA, 3133 nt
Organism: Gadus macrocephalus (Pacific cod)
Lineage: Eukaryota; Metazoa; Chordata; Actinopteri; Gadiformes; Gadidae
Gene: smarcal1
Product: SWI/SNF related, matrix associated, actin dependent regulator of chromatin, subfamily a-like 1
Exons: 16
Coding region: 451-3084 (877 amino acids)
Biological process (GO): DNA repair; replication fork processing
Cellular component (GO): nuclear replication fork
Molecular function (GO): ATP-dependent chromatin remodeler activity; ATP binding
Source: RefSeq, a predicted model, not a curated record